AUGAACAACGCACAAGAUAUGUCUCCCGAUUUUGUCUUGAUGCGACUGGUCUCAGCGGCCGAGGAUGACCGCUUGGACGAGGAGAAUGGGAAUUUGUCGUCGCGCAGUGGAGUAUCGGCUAGUUUCGGACAGGAGGUCUUAGGUCAUGGAAAUAUCAAACGUACCUUCGAUUGUGCACAGAAUGAAACGACUGGGCUUGCACGACACUUGUCACCAAUGAACAAAGCAUCGCAACCCAGCGGUAGUGAGGCACCUGACACGGGAGUGAUGGCGACUAGACCCUCGGUGUCUUUUCCGCCUCCUUCCCUUAAUUCUACCGAGGCCCAUAAUUGUGACUUCGCUCACAGAGGAAACAUGCGGCCCCAGCUUCUAGUAUUUCGGAAUAUAACGAGAGAGGCCAGUGGACUCUCCGAAAAUAAUUUGGAGGAUCUACAUCAGCCAUGGGCUCAAAAGGAACAAAUCUCAGCCAGCGCACCCGGGUCGAGUGGCAUCAACAAUAAUCCGCUUGGCGGUGUGGAUGCUCAACAGAAUCGUAGCUGGGCUUUGCACCCUCAGAUCAAAUUGUCUGCGGCUGCUUCGCAAACUAACAGCGCCGAACUGUGCUACCGGCAUCGCUUGAUCACUGAUAAACCUGACUGGCCUCCAGUUGGGGACAAAAUCAACCCUAUAGCUGUUGUCGAAUCCCAGUGGGGUUGCACAGCAGCACCGAUAGAUCCCCAGCUCCCUGACGGGCCUGUGUUUGAUCUUGCUCAGAAAUUCGGGGAACUGGGUGUCGCUGAUGUUUCAGAGCUUUCGCUAAAGGAUGGUGAACUGCCACACUGCUCCUGUCAGAGAGUAUUGGGUCCGGGAGCUGCUGGAAUUGGACAAGGAGAGGACCCGACUGAGACUAGCGACGCAUUGCUGGUGCUGGAAGGGCUUGGGACGGAGGAGGUGACUGGCCUGAGUACAAAUACUUGCCAAACAAAUGACUCGGAGAUUCAGGACAGGGGACGAUCGUGCAUCCUAGCGGGAAAGAAAGACUUAGUGGAUAAGAUGUCAGGUGCAUUUGGACUCAGCUGUUUUCCUUCGGUAUUGACUGGGCAAGCGGUGGGCAUGGCCGGACGACUUUGCUCGCCAUCCUGCCGCGAAACGCAACUGUGCUGUUUGUUACGAGACUCUCUAAACCCCGGGCCGCAUGAGGACCCUGCAGAAAUACACACACCCAAGGUGCCGUCACCAUCCGGAGAGUCUAUUGUCGGAUCCAGCCAAGAUACACCUUGCUCAAGCCAAACGUCGACCCCGAAGACACGCGCUGACAAAAGUGACAGUUCGUCUCGUAUGUCAGUGCACCCUGGAGGAGGUGAAAAGACGCUGAAAGUGCCAGGGAAGUCCAGAAAGGGCUCUCUUAAAAUUCGCCUGAGUAAACUUUUCAGAACUAAGAGCUGUAGUGGCUCUAAUAGCCAUCUAGAGAAGAGACCCUCAGUAACAUUUUCAAUUUCUUCUGCUGGGAGUUUAAUGGACAUGUAUGGUGCAAGUGGUGGCGAACCAGACCUGGGCAGCCAACCUGGACUAACAAGGGCCCAAAGUGCCUUCUCUGCUGCUUCUCUUGCUCCAGCAUUCACAGGAGAGACUGUGUCCUUGGUGGAUGUGGACAUUUCCCAGAGAGGAAGAAACUCUUCUCAUCCACCUACUCCACCGCCACCGCCACGCCGGAGUCUCAGCCUGCUGGAUGAUAUAGGAGGGCCACAGCCUGGGCCUUUCCUAGUGAGUGUUAUGGGGGCAUCCCUGCAGUCUCUCCCCCUGCCUCUUCCUCCUCCUCCUCCCCUCCAUACCACCAUCCAGCACAGUCUCAGCCUCAAUGAUGCUUUUUUCCGGGCACUUCCGCAUUCCACCUCUUCUCAGAUGGAUACUCCUGCUCCCUCCAGAGUGGCUCCACCUCCAAUCGUCUGCCCUCUUAGGGGACCCGAUGCCAGCAGCUUCACUGCCAGUCUGAGAGAGCUAGAGCGGUGUGGCUGGUACUGGGGUCCCAUGAAUUGGGAGGAUGCAGAGAUGAAGCUGAAGGGGAAACCUGAUGGUUCGUUCCUAGUGCGGGACAGCUCAGACCCGCGCUACAUCCUCAGCCUGAGCUUCCGCUCUCAAGGGGUCACCCACCACACACGCAUGGAGCACUAUAGAGGAACUUUCAGUUUAUGGUGCCAUCCGAAGUUUGAAGACCGCUGUCAUUCUGUGGUUGAGUUUAUUGAGCGUGCCAUAAUGCAUUCUAAGAAUGGGAAAUUCCUCUACUUCCUGCGUUCACGCGUGCCUGGGCUUCCACCAACCCCGGUACAGCUGUUGUAUCCAGUGUCCCGUUUCAGCAAUGUGAAGUCUCUCCAGCAUCUGUGUCGUUUCUGUAUCCGACAACUCGUCCGGAUCGAUCACAUCCAGGAACUCCCUCUGCCCAAACCACUGAUCAGCUACCUAAGAAAAUUUUACUACUAUGACCCAGAGGAGGAGAUGUAUCUGUCAGUCAAAGGCAUUCGCCAGGCAACACCAAUAGACCAAGAGGCAGAGUCUCAAACGUAG
Messenger RNA from Chanos chanos (milkfish), 2541 nucleotides. RefSeq names its product suppressor of cytokine signaling 7 (gene socs7). Lineage: Eukaryota; Metazoa; Chordata; Actinopteri; Gonorynchiformes; Chanidae. The record is from RefSeq and is a predicted model, not a curated record. Gene Ontology annotation, molecular function: 1-phosphatidylinositol-3-kinase regulator activity. Gene Ontology annotation, biological process: phosphatidylinositol phosphate biosynthetic process; intracellular signal transduction. The transcript has 9 exons. Bases 1 to 2541 code for a protein of 846 amino acids. Gene Ontology annotation, cellular component: phosphatidylinositol 3-kinase complex.